GAGCCUGGGGGCGCAGGCGUCCCCCUUUCUGGUUCAGAGCACCCUCGGCCCGUGCUGGUCUUCUGGACCCAAUAGCCGAGCCCCCCCAAACCGAUCGAUCCGGGCUCCCCUGAGCCCCCCGUGCCACCUUGCCUAUUCGGCUCCUCUACAGGCCCAGGCCUGGGCUUCGCCCUUCCAACGCAACAGGGCAGUUAGAGGUUGCAGGAAUGGGAGCAGAGCGUGCCCACCUUCCACGGGUCCUCCAGUGAGUGACUCUGAAGCUGGCUGUCCUGGGAAAAGCUGCUCUCCCUCUCCAGGCCUCUUGCUGGGUGUCCUAGGGCAACUCACACUCCCUCUCUGGGCCUCCUGGAAGAAGACUCCUCUGGAGAUGAUGAGCUGCGAAUUGCCUCUGGCAGAAGAGAGCAGGAUUUAGACACACAGUCUCUUCCCAGACAUGCGAGGGGACCCCCGACCUCCAUUUCCCCUCCCAAGGAAUAAGGUCGAGUCCAGAAUACUGCGCUAGCUGAAGUGAAAUCCCAACAGGUCAGAAAUGAGUCCCAAAAAGCCCAGGAGGAAGCGCCUGCCCCCCAACAUCAUGCCGAGCCAGACCGAGAGGAAGAUCUUCCCUCCGAUCCAGCAGACGUCACCCAAACAGCUGCGGCCGAACAGGUCCUGGCAGAAGGUAGAGCUCCACGGGGUCAGGGGUCACCGGCCACACCUUCUGCCCAGAGCCAGCACCCUUGGGAGAGGAAGAGGCCAGAAGGAACAGUCCGGGUGGGCGAAGUUGAACACGAGCGUGGGCUCCCUCCCACCCCUGGACUCAUCGGGGAAGGCCAACGUGAGCAGUUCCGGGAAGUGCCGGGCCCGGGCCACCCUCCUCCGGGGCCACGGCCAGAGCCCGCAGGGUGCCCCCUCCCUGCCCCACCAGGGACGUAAAAUGCAGUGCGGUCAGCUGCUCUCUCCCCUCAAGAUGAUGGAAAGCCUUCCCAGGCCCGGCCCCCAGAACCAGGCAUACAAGCUGGACAAGACCGUUCACAGGCCCAGACCCCACAAGGUGCCUCUGACUGGGACAGAGGCCCUGAAAUACUUCAGACACCAGCUGUCGCCUUACGAGCGCGUGGAGGUGCUGAGCUACCAGGAGCUGUGGUUCCUGGGGCUGGGGGCCGACAAACGGCACGUGCUCCCCGACAGGCCCCGGAAGGUCAGCUAUGACGACGAGCACGGAUGCUAUUUAAGGGUCCUGCACGACCACAUCGCCUACCGCUAUGAGGUCCUGGAGAUGAUCGGUAAAGGGGCCUUCGGGCAGGUGGCCAAAUGUCUGGAUCACAAGAACGACGAGCUGGUGGCCAUGAAGAUCGUCCGAAACAAAAAGAGAUUCCACCACCAGGCUCUGACGGAGCUGAAGAUCCUGGAAGCCCUGCGCCGCAGGGAUCGGGACCACAAGGGCAGCGUGGUGCACAUGAAGGACCAUUUCUACUUCCGCAACCACCUGUGCAUCACCUUCGAGCUGCUGGGCAUCAAUUUAUAUGAGCUGCUGAGAAACAACGGGUUUCAGGGCCUCAGCCUCGCCGUGAUUCGCCGCUUCACCCACUCGGUCCUCAAGUGUCUGCAAGUGCUGUACGUGGAGAAAAUCAUUCACUGCGACCUGAAGCCCGAAAACAUAGUCAUCUACCAGAAAGGCCAACUCUCCGUCAAAGUCAUUGACUUUGGGUCGAGCUGCUACGAACAUCAGAGAGUACACACUUACAUCCAGAGCCGCUUCUACCGGUCCCCGGAGGUGAUCCUCGGCCGCCCGUACGACACGGCCAUCGACAUGUGGAGCCUGGGCUGCAUCCUAGCCGAGCUCAACACCGGCUCCCCGCUGUUCGCCGGCGAGAACGAGCUGGAGCAGCUGGCCUGCAUCAUGGAGGUGCUGGGUCUCCCCCCGGUCCACUUCAUUCAGACUUCGUCCAGGAAGCAGACGUUCUUCGAUCCAGAAGGGUUUCCAAAACACAUAACCAACCACAAGGGCAUAACCCACUACCCAGACUCCAAGAAUCUCGCCACGCUGCUCAAGACCUACGAUACGGACUUCCUGGGCUUCCUUCAGGGGUGUCUGAUAUGGGACCCGAGUCUGCGUAUGACCCCGGAGCAGGCCCUCCGGCAUGCCUGGAUCCUAACGCCGAAGACACGCAAGGCCAGGCCCAGCCUCCAGCCCUCAAGGAAGACCAGCUUUCCCCUGGCCACGACGGUCAAGGGGAGGACUGGGAGAGCCCUCAGGACCCCCCCGCAUGAGACCCCAGGCAUGGAGGAAUCACCAACCCUCAUCCUGGCUCCUGCCGGCAACCAGAUGGACACCUCACAGCUGCCCAGACCCUGGCCCACUCAGCCCGAGGAAACCACCGAUGAGCCGGCGGGCACAACGGUCCAGGGGGGAAGCAGCCUCGGGUCCUCUCCCUUGGACACGCCAGACUUACUGCCGCCCAUUUGAUGACCCUUCGCCCCAUUCUCCCGUGACCACUGACCUGUCCCCUCCACUCUUCUCACCACCUGGACGGCUCAGCCCAGGGAGGCAUUUUAGUUUGAACUGCUACAUUAAACGGAUGUCCCCUGCA
Tachyglossus aculeatus (Australian echidna) is the source of this 2573-nucleotide messenger RNA. It is a transcript of the gene DYRK4, whose product is annotated as dual specificity tyrosine phosphorylation regulated kinase 4. Gene Ontology annotation, biological process: peptidyl-serine phosphorylation; peptidyl-threonine phosphorylation. The record is from RefSeq and is a predicted model, not a curated record. Gene Ontology annotation, molecular function: protein serine/threonine/tyrosine kinase activity; ATP binding; protein serine/threonine kinase activity. Gene Ontology annotation, cellular component: nucleus. NCBI's taxonomy places the organism in Eukaryota, Metazoa, Chordata, Mammalia, Monotremata, Tachyglossidae. The coding region runs from base 530 to 2449 and encodes 639 amino acids. The transcript has 15 exons.